CAUUUGCCGGUUAAAGAAAGAAAAGAAAAAAAUAUAGUAAGGUAGCCCCCGCCGCGCAGAAGCUCUGGUUUCAAAUUUCCCACCGUUGAACUGCCGCCGCCGCCGUUGCCGCCACCGCCAUGCUCUCAGUCCUCUCCUUCCUCCGCCGGCGCCGGCACCAUUGCUACCAACUCCGCCUCCUCCACGACCGCCAGUCAUCCACCGCCGCUUCCACACUCCGAACCCCACUCUCCCACCCUACCUACUUCGUGUGGUCCCCCAACACCUCCCUCGGCAAGACUCUUGUCUCCACCGGCCUCGCCUUCUCCUCCCUCAUCGGCCGUUCCGCUCCGUCCAAGUUCGUAUACCUCAAGCCGGUCCAGACGGGUUUUCCCUCCGAUUCCGACUCCCUCUAUCUCUUCAACAAGCUCUCCUCCCUCUCCCUCCUCCACAAGCCCCACUCCCCACUUCUCUCCUCCCAUCAGAUUCUCCAGUCCUCUUUCCCCGCUGCAAAUUCCUUAUCCUCUUCCCUCAUCAGGAGAUCGCCUGAUGUGUCCGCUCCUUCAGGUCACCCCAAUUCUGCCAGUGGGAUGGUGGAUUUAAGCUUUUACAAGGAGAACAGGGUGCUAGGCGAUGAAAGUGAGGGCAACUUCGUGUCGGAGCUGGUCUCAAGGACUAUAUUUGCGUAUGAGGAGGCAGUUUCACCGCACUUGGCGGCAAAGAGAGAGAGCGCAGCGGUUCAGGACUCCGUGGUGGUGGAAAUGGUGGAGAGGUGCUUGAGAGCUGGACUAGAAGGUGAGAGCGAAGAUAGAGAGGUUCUUUGUUUGGUGGAGACUGCGGGUGGGGUCGCCAGUCCCGGGCCUUCGGGGUCUCUUCAGUGCGACUUGUAUAGGCCAUUGCGUUUACCUGCUAUUCUUGUUGGAGAUGGACGGUUGGGCGGUAUUUCGGCAACUAUUUCGGCUUACGAAAGCUUGAAACUUCGUGGAUAUGAUGUUGCAGCUGUUGUGUUUGAAGAUCGUGGCCUUGUCAAUGAAGUGCCGAUAAUGUGCUAUCUCCGGAACAGGGUGCCUGUGCUUGUGCUGCCACAGAUUCCACAAGAUCCAGCCGAUGAUCUGAUGCAAUGGUUUGACGAUUCUCGAAGUGUGUUCAACUCUUUGAGGGAUAUAAUGCAAUCAGCUUAUGCAGAAAGAAUGCACGCAUUGCUUCAUAUGCCAAAGAAGGCAAAAGAAAAGUUUUGGUGGCCUUUUACCCAGCAUGGUCUUGUUCCAGAAGAAGGUGUUACUUUAAUUGAUUCGCGCUGUGGUGAGAACUUUUCAGUGUUCAAGGGUGCAAAUGAUAAGUCUAUGACUCAGCUGUUUGACGCAUGUGCAAGUUGGUGGACGCAAGGACCAGAUGCAACUUUACAGGCUGAGCUUGCAAGAGACAUGGGUUAUGCUGCUGCAAGAUUUGGGCAUGUAAUGUUCCCAGAAAAUGUUUAUGAGCCAGCCUUAGCAUGUGCAGAGCUUUUGCUAGAUGGUGUAGGAAAAGGAUGGGCUUCCCGGGUGUAUUUUUCAGAUAAUGGAUCUACUGCUAUUGAGAUUGCUCUGAAGAUGGCAUUCCGCAAAUUUUCAGUUGACCAUGGAAACCUUUCAGAUAUCCUCAGCAAUAUUGAAGAUGAUAAAAAAGCUGAGCUCAUGGUUCUAGCUCUUCAAGGAUCUUAUCAUGGUGACACUCUAGGUGCUAUGGAAGCACAAUCACCUUCAGCUUACACCAGCUUUCUCCAGCAACCAUGGUACACUGGGAGAGGCCUUUUCCUGGAUCCUCCUACAGUCUUCCUCUCCAACAGUAUAUGGAAUCUUGCAGUUCCAGAGGUUCUGCAUUCUAAAGUUGUUGAACAUAGAACCACUUUCAGAUUGCGUGAAGAAAUAUUUUGCAAGAGUAGAGACAACUCGGAGCUAGCUGGACUAUAUGCAUCAUAUAUAUCGCAGCAUCUAUCCGGAGCAGGAGGACACAAGUGCAUCGGAGCACUUAUAAUUGAACCAGUGGUUCAAGGUGCUGGAGGGAUGCAUAUGGUGGAUCCACUAUUCCAUAGAGUUCUUGUAAACGAAUGUCGAAGCCGAAGAAUUCCAGUAAUCUUCGAUGAGGUGUUCACAGGAUUCUGGCGUUUGGGUGCAGAGAGUGCCGCAGACCUACUCGGUGUCCAACCAGACAUAGCAUGCUAUGCCAAGCUGAUGACCGGUGGGAUAAUACCUUUAGCUGCCACCUUAGCUUCUGGGGAAAUAUUUGAUGCUUUCAUGGGAGACUCAAAGCUUGACGCCCUUCUGCACGGCCAUUCAUAUUCUGCACAUGCUAUGGGGUGCACAGCUGCUGCUAAAGCCAUCAAAUGGUUGAAAGACCCUGAGACCAACUUGAACUUCAGUUCAGAAGGGAAGCUGCUCAAAGAGUUAUGGGAUAUCACAUUGGUGAACCGAAUCUCCGAUCAUCCAGCUGUCCAUAGAGUAAUUGCUCUGGGAACGCUCUUCGCCAUGGAACUACGAGUCGAAGGCAAUAAUGCCGGGUAUGGCUCGCUAUACUCAAGGAGACUUAUUCGGAUGCUCCGAGACGAUGGAAUAUACGUGAGGCCUCUGGGCAAUGUCAUCUAUUUCAUGUGUGGUCCCUGCACGUCGCCUGAGAUCUGCUCCCAACUGCUGACUAAACUCUACCGAAACCUCGAAGAAUUUCACCGGCUCCGGAGCAAAGACGAAUUCAUGGACGUUGUAGUAGAGAAGUAAGUUUCAGAAGGCAUUCUCGUAGUAUGCCCUGAAUAAGGAUCAUCCCACCCUCUUCUAUAGCUAGCCUACACUUCAGUUAAUACUCGGUAGCAAAAGUACUUCGCAGACAUUUCCUGUUUGUUGGGGAUUGAAGAGCUUAUGCCAGUAGGCGGAUUUAUCUUAAAGAUUGGACGUUGUUCUGGUGGUAUCAUCUAUGUGAACAAACAUUUUAUUAGAUAGUCGAUAAAGCAGGAAUUCUACUAUAUGAGCUCCAUCGAUUCCAAUUUUACAUGCAGACCUAUGAUGAUA
This is a messenger RNA of Punica granatum (pomegranate), 3017 nucleotides long. The record is from RefSeq and is a predicted model, not a curated record. Lineage: Eukaryota; Viridiplantae; Streptophyta; Magnoliopsida; Myrtales; Lythraceae.